AUGAAUAGCUAUAAGUCAAAAGUUUAUAUUAUUUUUGCCUACUGGAUUUUUGCAAUAGCCGGAAUAAUAACAGAAAUAAAUUUAACAAAAGAAUUAAUGGCUCUAUUAACAAAUUUAUCACCGAAUAAGCUAUUAGAAGCAGUAUGCAUUUAUCAAAUGUUAUAUACAAAGCUAUUAUCUUUACUUGAAGUUUCUUAUGUAGCCAAACUUUUUUUUAGUCAAGAUAUUAGUACCUUGGUACAGAUUUUUAUCGUAAAAUUAAUUAAUAUACUAAUUUGGCUUAUUUUGGGACUACAGUUUAGCAUAAAUUUUUAUUUCUACUUUCAUGUUAUUAUAGCUUUCAUUUCCCUCUGCCUUCUAUUUUGCAUCUCUUAUUUUGAGUACAGUUCAAUUUAUAAAAAUUACAAUCGUCGCAUCAGCUAUGAUCCUGCAUUAAUAUCAAUACAUAUAUUUCUUCAAAUUGUUAAUGCUAUACAAAAUGCAACCAAAUUCUUUUUAGUGAUGCGUAUCAUAGUUGAAAUAUAUAUCAAAUAUUUUGAUACAUAUUCUAUUUAUACUUUUUUUAAGUUUUUGACAAUUUUUAUUGUUGAAACAUAUGAAAAAAGAGAAGAAAAGAUUGCCCAUAAGGUUAGAGCAUAUACUAUUUUAUAUGUGUUUUUUACAAUAGGUAGUACUGCAUCAAUAACAAGUUUAAUGUUAAAUCAUGAAGUGACUCAUCACUUUAUAAGUUUCAAUUUUGAACUACUCACAUUGACCAACUUUAUUCUUCUUUUGAUUUGUUCAUUUAAAACAAAGAAUGUCUACACAUAA
Messenger RNA from Vairimorpha ceranae, 810 nucleotides. RefSeq lists its product as hypothetical. Bases 1 to 810 code for a protein of 269 amino acids. The transcript has a single exon. NCBI's taxonomy places the organism in Eukaryota, Fungi, Microsporidia, Nosematidae. The record is from RefSeq and is a predicted model, not a curated record.